AUGCCAAUCUACGAGUUCCACCACAUCCUGCCACUCUCUCCAAUCCAGAAGUCGAGGCUGGCUCGUGUAGUGACAGAUUGGCAUAGUUUCACCUUUCGCGCCCCCCGAUUCAUCGUCAAUUGUCGCUUUGUGGACACACGGAGCGUACCAAGUGAGGACAACUAUGUUGGGGGCAAGCCAUUCAAAAGCAACAGGCUGUUUGUGUCCCUCAGAAGUGGCACCGGAAGGACUGAGGAACAAUACAUUGACAUGACGCGCAAGCUUCAAGCCAUGUGGAAUGAGACAGUCCAAGACGUCCCGGCCCCCAGCGUCGAGAAGGAGCUGAAAGACGUCUUCAUCAUGGGGACGCUGGACUCCGCUUUCGAACGUGGUUGGUUUCUACCUAUGCCCGGAAAAUUCGAAAAUUGGGUCAAAGAGCAUACUCCCGAUUUCCAAAAACUGGCCGAAAGUGGCGAUCCCGUUUUCAAGGACUUGCUCGAAGAGAUCAAGGAGAGACCCGAGUUUCAAUAA
Messenger RNA from Exophiala spinifera, 510 nucleotides. RefSeq lists its product as uncharacterized. Lineage: Eukaryota; Fungi; Ascomycota; Eurotiomycetes; Chaetothyriales; Herpotrichiellaceae. The record is from RefSeq and is a predicted model, not a curated record. The transcript has 2 exons. Bases 1 to 510 code for a protein of 169 amino acids.